UAAGGCACUCAAAUCUCCACAUUCUUUACAAUUCAACUUAUAUAGCAAGUUAAAUGGCUUUAAAAUCUCUUCACUAUCAAGGCAAUCAAACAUUCUCUGUAACAGAAAAGGGUUAUAUAAUUUAUCCAAAAUCUCUUAAUAUUGUUUGGGGAAAUGAUAAGCGUUAUUGGAAGCUACCCAAAAACGAAAAGGAUGAUGCAGAACUUAUGCAAGUAAAUUGGUUGGAGGUAACUGGUUGCAUCGAUAAUAUUAAUAUAACGAAGAAAACAUCAUACAACAUUGGAUUUACAAUGUCAUUGAUGACUGAUGCGUUCGGUUGGAGCGAUUCGCCACUUUAUCUUAUGGCUAAAUGGGGAGAUAAUACUCAAUGGAGAAAGAUCAAUUUGACUACUGAGACUAAUGGCAAAAAGAUGAUAUCAAAAACUAUUACGAUAACAAAAGGAAAAGGGAACAAUACUGAUAAGAUUUAUUUUGGAUUGUAUGAAGUUUGGAAUAAAAAGUGGAAAGGAGGUCUCAAAAUUCAUUCUGUAACCUUAAUAGAGACCUAAAAACUAAUUUAGCCGAGUGAAAAAAAUAGUCUUACAAAAAAGUUGUAAAAAUAGAAAUACAUCGAUUAUUGUCAUUCGUAAAUGAGAGUUUAAAAUAGGGGAAACUCAAUUGUUAAGAGUCUUAUUUUUAUUCAUGUAUUUUAGAGUGGGUUUUCUUAAAUGAAUUCGCGUUUGUAACUUUGUAUUUGUAUUGCUCAGAUCAUAAAUGAAACUAUGAAGAAAAAAUUAUUAA
Messenger RNA from Solanum tuberosum (potato), 780 nucleotides. Its product is annotated as protein PHLOEM PROTEIN 2-LIKE A9-like. The coding region runs from base 54 to 548 and encodes 164 amino acids. Lineage: Eukaryota; Viridiplantae; Streptophyta; Magnoliopsida; Solanales; Solanaceae. The transcript has 3 exons. The record is from RefSeq and is a predicted model, not a curated record.